This is a messenger RNA of Entrophospora candida, 1374 nucleotides long. Lineage: Eukaryota; Fungi; Glomeromycota; Glomeromycetes; Entrophosporales; Entrophosporaceae. The record is from the annotation of a GenBank genome assembly.
AUGGAAUACAAAAUUUCUACAAAUUUAAAUAUUGAUGCUUAUUUCUCUAAUCAACCAAUAUCAAAAUGGCACCGUUUUGAUGCUUAUAUAAUUGACAUGUUAAAGUCUAAUCCGAUUAUUACACCACAACAAUUGCAUACAUCCUUUUGUAAAUCACUGAGUGUUAUAGAGAAUAACCAGAAUGGCGGUUGUCCAAAAUAUGUGUUAAAUUAUGCAACAAAGCUAAGGAAAGCCGUCAAAAAACAGAGGAAAACUUAUUUCAUUGACUUGGCUGAGAAGCUUGUUGAGCGCACUCAACGAGAAAAUUUAAUGCAGGAAAAUAAAAUUGAUAUUCAGCAAAAGCAGAUCAUACUUACAGUUAGUAGUAAGGAUUCAGAUGCAUUUAUGAUUAACUUAGAAUCAAAUGACAAUUAUGAAAUUGAAAAUAUGAUGGACUUCAAGCAUGUUUUUACAUGGGAUCAUGUAAUACCAAAAAUGCAAAUUCAAGAAAAUUCUUUGAAGGAUUUUCGACAAUUCCAGAUGUCAACCAUUGAAAACUUGAAAAUUGAUCCAGUUUUGAGCUAUACAACUGAUGUUGAAUCAAUACUUGCCUUAUCAAGUAUUAUGAUGUUAAGAAAAAAUCGAAAGUCAAUUUACAUUUCAUGUACUGAUGAGAAGUGGCAGGCUGCAUUUCCACGUAUUGUAUAUAAAUUUAGAAUGCCACCACUUGUUCAGAGUGUUAUUUGUUCAUAUACACAGCAUUUAAUGAAUAAUGAAAUAAUGGAAUUAGAAGAUUUGUGGAGACAAAAUUGGAGCAAGAUAUCCAUAUUAGAGAAUCAACAAGACAAAAAAAUAUUUGAUUCAAUGCAACUCAUUGCACGUAAUUUCUUUUACAACUUACCACAUGGCAAGAGCAAGAAUUUGUCAGAUGAAGAUACUUACAUCCACAAAACUUGUCAUAUGAUUUUAGAGGAAAUUUUCCGUAUUGAAACCAUGCAACUUGUAUGUGAAAGCAUUUCAUCCAAGACUCAAUGUGCAAAAGAGGGUGUUAUACAUGGGAAAAAACCAGAUUUUCGUCUACUCUGUAAACAUGGCAAUGAAAUUUUGUUUGGUGAAGCUAAACCACCAAGAACAGCAAAUUGUAAAGCCAUUACAAACCAAGCACUUAUCAAAUUGGCAACCUUCAUGAAAGAUUCACUGGAUAUAGGGGCCCAUGAUGAAACAUAUGGUAUAAUUGUGAAUGCUGCUGAAUUCCUUGUAAUCCUCAAUGUAAUGGAAAGAUGUUAUGAAUUGAAGGAGAUGAUUCUUGAAACUGAACAACGGCGUAGAAAGAAAAACAUCUUGUUGAAUACGAAUUAUCAACGUGAUACUAACUCUAGCCCAGCAAAAACAAAG